ACUCGCUAACAAGUGGACCCACUCUUUUCCCCACUCCUCCUGUCCACUUGACCCGCUCCGCCUCUCCAUUAUCCACUCGACCCACUCCUCCUCUCCGCCGCCGGCAUCCCCUUCUCCUCCAUCGACGGUGACGACCUCCCUGGCGAACCACUCCUCCAUCGACAGCGACGGCCUCCCUGGCGAACCACUCCUCCAUCGACAGCGACGGCCUCCUAAGAGAAGUGAGAUGGCUGGCUUGGAAGGUUUCGAGUUCUUCGAGAUCGUAACUGAGAAAUCUUGCAGUAGGCAGAGGUUGCCUGACAAGUUUGCGAAGAUGCUCGCCGGCCGUGAGCCCCACAAAGUGAAGCUGCGGGAGGCCGGCAGCGGGCUUCACAGGAUGUGGGAAGUGUUGGUGGUGUUUGAUGGUGAAGGCCACAUGUACUUAUGGCCCGGCUGGGAGCAUUUCGCCCGUGCACAUGAGCUACAGCUCGAGUACUUCCUUGUCUUCCGCUACGACGGCGACACCAUGUUCACCGUGAAGAUGUUCGACAACACCAUGUGCCGCAUGUACUACCAGCACGACAACGAUGCCAGCAAUGGGAGCAGCAGCGGGGAUGACGAGGAGCAGAGCAGGGAUGACGACGAGGAGCAGAGCAGGAAUGACGAGCAGAGCGGGGAUGACGAGGAGCAGAGCGGGGAUGACGAGGAGCAGCCUAUUCUGGCUGACGACGACCCUGCUAUGGUGGUGGCGGAUGACGACCUUGCUAUGGUGGUGGCGGACGACGACCUCGCUAUGGUGGUGGCGGACGACGACCUCGCGAUGGUGGUGGUGGACGAUGACCUUGCUAUGGUGGUGGCGGACGACGACCUCGCGAUGGUGGCGGCGCCUGCAAUCCCAUAGCUUGGCGAGAGGACCAUGCCAAUUGUGGUAGAGGAGUACAUCCGCGUUGGGAUUCACCACUCUGAGCGCAUCAGGUUGAUGAAGGAGAAGAAGGAGGACUGAAGAUGUUAAGAAGGUGUUCAGCAUGUUAGGUUUAAGCUUGUUAGUGUAAUAUGAACAUGGCAAUGUUAAGUAUGUCAGGUUUAAUUUUGUGCAUGCUCAUGUAUGUUGUAUGACAGUGUCAUCUAAACAAGUCAUGUUUUUAACAAUGAAUAUUCAGUUUGGUAAUUGAUGGGAAUUGAAUUUUUU
This is a messenger RNA of Triticum aestivum (bread wheat), 1168 nucleotides long. Its product is annotated as B3 domain-containing protein Os03g0212300-like. The transcript is spliced from 4 exons. Bases 227 to 880 code for a protein of 217 amino acids. The record is from RefSeq and is a predicted model, not a curated record. Gene Ontology annotation, molecular function: DNA binding. NCBI's taxonomy places the organism in Eukaryota, Viridiplantae, Streptophyta, Magnoliopsida, Poales, Poaceae.